AUGGACCCGGAUAACUUGUCAGCAAAUUGGAAGAAACUUCAAGCCACUCUAAGCACGAAGACAAGUAGCAACUCCACGAAAUUGUCAAACCAUGGCGUGAAACGCAAACGGGUAGUCGUGAGGCAUACCGCGCCCAAGAACGCAGCAGAAUUCGCGGAAUCUAGGAAGAGACCACGUAUCCGCGGGACUAUGGCUACAGGUGGCGGCGUAUCUACGAAAACACUGUCUAUCCAAGAACUAGAGCAGUCUGACAACGCUCCUCGUCCACGGUUUCUUGCCAACUCAUCAUCGCAGGCCAAUGCUGGGUUGUCUCCCGAGGUGGAAAUCGGCAGGUACGUUGCUCUAGAUUGCGAGAUGGUCGGCGUUGGGCCGAAUCCAGACAGAGAAUCGGCACUUGCUCGUGUCAGCGUUGUCAAUUACAAUGGCGACCAAGUCUACGACUCUUACGUUCUUCCCCUUGAACCCGUCACAGACUACCGAACGCAUAUCAGUGGCAUAUCACACAUUCACAUGAAAAUUGCACGAGAGUUCAAAGAGGUCCAAGUGGAGGUGGCAAGGAUUCUGAAGGAUAAAGUUAUUGUUGGCCACGCCAUACGGCAUGAUCUGGCAGCCCUGAUGAUCAGCCACCCUCAACGAGAUAUUCGGGAUACAGCUCGCCAUCCACCAUAUCGCAAAAUAGCUGGAGGUGGAUCGCCGCGACUAAAAAUUCUGGCGUCAGAAUUGCUAGGUUUUGAGAUACAGCAGGGCGAACAUUCAAGUGUGGAGGAUGCCCGGGCGUGCAUGCUACUUUUUCGAAAGGACAAAUCGGCUUUCGAGCGAGAACAUGCCAAGCGAUGGCCAGCACCGCCUCCCGAAAGACAUCAGGACGUGGAAGGCGAGAAGAAACCUCAUUCUCAAGAAGCCCCUACUGAGAGGACCGUAGGGGUCGUCGCAAAGGACGCCGAUCGAUAUCUCCCGCAGCCUUGCAAAACGCAGACUGGACCCACGUAUACCGUGGUGGAUGAAGAUAUUGAGAUUGCCGAAGACGACGACGACGACGACCCUCCCGAGCCAGUCAAGGUCCUCGAGGAGUUAUCCACCUUUGAAGAGGUCAUUGUUUGGGGCCAUGAUGCUGUGCCAACAAAUGAAGAUACCUUUGUGAAGGGGAUCGAAGAAUGGAUCGCUUUUGCCGAGGCGAUCCACGGAAGAUAA
Molecule: messenger RNA, 1191 nt
Organism: Fonsecaea monophora
Lineage: Eukaryota; Fungi; Ascomycota; Eurotiomycetes; Chaetothyriales; Herpotrichiellaceae
Exons: 4
Coding region: 1-1191 (396 amino acids)
Biological process (GO): rRNA processing; ribosomal large subunit assembly; RNA catabolic process
Cellular component (GO): nucleus; ribonuclease H2 complex
Molecular function (GO): 3'-5' exonuclease activity; nucleic acid binding
Source: RefSeq, a predicted model, not a curated record